Messenger RNA from Clunio marinus, 3491 nucleotides. Lineage: Eukaryota; Metazoa; Arthropoda; Insecta; Diptera; Chironomidae. The record is from the annotation of a GenBank genome assembly.
GGAGAAUGCUCACUGACUCUCUGACUCUCUUUUUUUCAAUAAUUACAAAUCUUACGUUACUGUAAAAAGAAAAUAGUCUAUGAGAAUCGCUUGAUGUUAAAGGUUGUGUGUUAAAACUAUCAAAGAUAACGGUAUCGUGAAGCCAUUUUACGACAUUUUAAACAAUAUAAGACUAAACAAUUAUUAAUGCAAACUGUUUAAAAAUAUUGGUAUUUUAAAUAUAAGAAGCUAAAUAGAAGGAAAAUAUUAGUUGGUGAUUGUUGUACAAAAAAAGUUCAAUAAAAAUGUGAAAUUCGAUUAUCGUGUCAUGGCGAGUAAAAAAAAUUCUAUAAAAGUGAAUUUUAUUCAGUAAUGAAAAGUAAAACUUGUGAAAAAAAGUAGUAGCAACAAAGAAAAAAGCACAAAAAGAAAAAUUUCCUAGUUUUCAGCUUAAAAAUUGGAUUAAAGCUUUGAACAAAUUCAUAUAAUACACAAAAGGAAACCAUCGCCAUGUUUCCAACAGCUUCAGCAAGUAGACACCCGGCUGCGGGACCACCGCCACAAGGCCCUCUUAAAUUUACUAUUGCAGACACUUUAGAACGCAUCAAAGAAGAAUUUAACUUUUUACAAGCACAGUAUCACUCAUUAAAGCUGGAAUGUGAAAAACUAGCGAGUGAAAAAACAGAAAUGCAACGCCAUUAUGUUAUGUAUUAUGAGAUGUCAUAUGGACUGAAUGUGGAAAUGCAUAAGCAAACAGAGAUUGCAAAAAGAUUAAACGCGCUUAUUGGACAGUUAUUGCCAUUUCUUGCAGCAGAGCAUCAGCAACAAGUAGCUCAAGCUGUUGAACGAGCAAAACAAGUGACAAUGCCAGAAUUGAAUGCUAUUAUUGGGCAACAAAUUCAUGCACAACAAAUUCCUGGUGCCCCAACACAGUCAAUUCCAUCAUCUCUGGGACCACUUGGAGCUUUAGGUGCUUUUGGGCCUAUGGGGUUGUCUCAUGGAUCGCAAGCUCUUUUAAAAAACCCCCAAGAUAUCCAUCGUGAAGACAUUAAAGUUCCACUUGUGGUUUCAGCGGUUGAAGAACGAUUGAGAAAUUCUGUUUCACCUGCCGAUCGUAAAGAAUACCGAGCUCGAUCGCCACUUGACGUUGAUAUAGAAGCAAAACGUCGAAAAGAAGAUAUAAAGAUGAAUCAGCAACAUCAGCAACAGGGUAUCCAGCAGCUCCUUCAACAAAUUCAUGCACAACAAAUUCCUGGUGCCCCAACACAGUCAAUUCCAUCAUCUCUGGGACCACUUGGAGCUUUAGGUGCUUUUGGGCCUAUGGGGUUGUCUCAUGGAUCACAAGCUCUUUUAAAAAACCCCCAAGAUAUCCAUCGUGAAGACAUUAAAGUUCCACUUGUGGUUUCAGCGGUUGAAGAACGAUUGAGAAAUUCUGUUUCACCUGCCGAUCGUAAAGAAUACCGAGCUCGAUCGCCACUUGACGUUGAUAUAGAAGCAAAACGUCGAAAAGAAGAUAUAAAGAUGAAUCAGGAAAGUGACGGAGAAAAGAGUGAUCAGGAUUUGGUUGUUGACGUCGCAAAUGAAACGGGCUCCUCAUCCCCUUGUCCAAAUGGUGAUCAUGCAGAAUCACGUGAUAGGGAUAGUAUCGGGUUGAAUGGAGAUAAAAAUAGUGAAAAAGCAACCAAUAAGUUGAACAAUACAAACGAUCGUCCGCUUUCUCGAUCUGGUUCAAGUUCAUCUCGGUCGACACCAAAUCUCAAAACAAAAGAUCUCGAAAAGCCAGGAACACCAGGAGCUAAAGCAAGAUCAUCAACACCAAACACUAUAACACCAAACGCUCAAAAAUCGAUCGCUCCACCAAAUUCAGCUGGUUAUCCAGCCUCACCUUACCAGAGACCUGCUGAUCCUUAUCAGAGACAACAACCAGAUCCUUAUGCUCGAGUUCAACCUAUAGGUUACGAUCCUCACUCUCAUGUUCGAACAAAUGGAUUGCCCAUAUCUGGUGUUGGUGGAAAACCGGCUUAUUCAUUUCAUAUGAACGGCGAAGGUAUUCUUCAACCCGUUCCUUUUCCUCCUGAUGCGCUAAAUGGCCCGGGAAUUCCACGACAAGCCCGACAAAUCAACACACUAACUCAUGGUGAAGUAGUAUGUGCGGUCACAAUAUCAAAUCCUACAAAAUAUGCUUAUACUGGCGGUAAGGGAUGUGUAAAAGUUUGGGAUAUAUCUCAACCGGGAAAUAAAAGUCCUGUUAGUCAAUUGGAUUGCUUGCAAAGAGACAACUACAUUAGAUCGGUGAAGCUUUUACCAGAUGGUCGAACGCUCAUUGUUGGUGGAGAGGCUUCAAAUCUUUCAAUAUGGGACUUAGCAAGUCCAACUCCUAGAAUAAAAGCCGAAUUAACAUCUGCAGCACCCGCAUGUUAUGCCUUAGCAAUAUCACCAGACUCCAAAGUAUGUUUUUCAUGUUGUAGUGACGGAAACAUCGCCGUAUGGGAUUUAAAUAAUAACUCUUUGGUGAGACAAUUUCAAGGACACACUGAUGGAGCGUCGUGUAUAGAUAUUAGCCCAGAUGGUUCAAGAUUGUGGACGGGCGGAUUAGAUAAUACAGUAAGGUCAUGGGAUCUCAGAGAAGGGCGACAGCUUCAACAACAUGACUUCAGUUCUCAAAUCUUUUCUCUUGGAUAUUGUCCAACAGGUGACUGGCUUGCAGUUGGAAUGGAAAAUUCACAUGUUGAAGUUUUACACGCUACAAAACCGGACAAAUAUCAACUCCACUUGCACGAAAGUUGUGUUUUAUCUCUACGAUUUGCCACAUGUGGAAAAUGGUUUGUAUCAACCGGAAAAGAUAAUUUAUUAAAUGCUUGGCGGACACCUUAUGGCGCUAGUAUAUUCCAAUCAAAGGAAACAUCAUCUGUUCUUAGUUGCGAUAUUUCAACUGAUGAUAAAUACAUAGUGACAGGAUCUGGAGAUAAGAAAGCGACAGUGUAUGAAGUUAUAUAUUAACAGAUAGAGAACAUCGACGAGAUUUCCUUGGAAAUUUAAUAACCGUUUACACGUCCUUGCAACUCGUUAAAUCAAAAACAACAAUCACUCGUAUAAUUGUAUCUUUUAUGAAAACAAGAUCAUCACCAAUUACAAAAGUUCAACUGACCACUACAUAAGUUGAUAAAAAAUUUAAUUUUUUAGCAUCUAAUUAAAUUGUGUAAAUAAGAACUUAUGAAAAAAGAUUAAAACAUUGUUAAAAAGAAACAUUUUAUUCUGUACAAAAAUUCUCCUUUCCUUUUAAUUUAUGCUUUGUGUCAACAAGAGAAAAAUUUUGCGCCAGAAAAUAGACUUUUAGUGACUCAUAAAUAUUUGUUUUGUCACGUAAUAAAAAUGCGAAAAUUGAAGAAGUAAUCAACGUGUUUUUUAUUUUUCCCUAUCACCUUUUGUACUAUCAAAAUUAUCAAGAAUAUUAAGGUAAAUAUUAAAUAUUUAAACGAUUAUUUAAGGAAUGCAAUGUGAAAAGAUAAGAA